AUGCCUUCGGUUCGAGACAUCGCUGCUGAUGCUUUCAUUCGUGAAUACGCUGGUCAUUUGAAAAGAUCAGGUAAAAUUGAGGUUCCCACUUGGGUCGAUAUCGUGAAGACUGGCCACGGAAAGGAACUUGCACCUUACGACCCCGAUUGGUACUAUGUCCGUGCAGCCGCUGUGGCCCGUCACAUCUACCUUCGGAAACACGUUGGUGUCGGUGCCCUAGCCAAACUCCACGGAGGCGCCAAGAACCGCGGUAACCGUCCUUCGCACCAUGUAGAUGCUUCCCGAUCAGUUGAACGAAAGAUUCUUCAAGGUCUUGAAAAAAUCGGUGUCCUUGAAAAGGUGGGAGACUCUCGGGGUGGCCGAAGGGUAUCUCAAGAUGGUCAGCGUGAUUUGGACCGUAUUGCCAGCAACAUUGCCGAGCAGAUGAGGUCUGGUGCUGAAGAAGAUGAUGAAGAGUAA
This is a messenger RNA of Melampsora larici-populina 98AG31, 459 nucleotides long. RefSeq lists its product as uncharacterized. The coding region runs from base 1 to 459 and encodes 152 amino acids. Gene Ontology annotation, molecular function: structural constituent of ribosome; RNA binding. Gene Ontology annotation, biological process: ribosomal small subunit assembly; translation. Lineage: Eukaryota; Fungi; Basidiomycota; Pucciniomycetes; Pucciniales; Melampsoraceae. The record is from RefSeq and is a predicted model, not a curated record. The transcript is spliced from 4 exons. Gene Ontology annotation, cellular component: cytosolic small ribosomal subunit; ribosome.